Messenger RNA from Athalia rosae (coleseed sawfly), 8375 nucleotides. It is a transcript of the gene Dad, whose product is annotated as mothers against decapentaplegic homolog 3. Bases 2863 to 4818 code for a protein of 651 amino acids. NCBI's taxonomy places the organism in Eukaryota, Metazoa, Arthropoda, Insecta, Hymenoptera, Athaliidae. Gene Ontology annotation, molecular function: I-SMAD binding; transcription regulator inhibitor activity. Gene Ontology annotation, cellular component: heteromeric SMAD protein complex. The record is from RefSeq and is a predicted model, not a curated record. Gene Ontology annotation, biological process: anatomical structure morphogenesis; transforming growth factor beta receptor signaling pathway; BMP signaling pathway. The transcript has 5 exons.
UACGCCCUAGGUAGAGCGUUUCACUUAUUGUUAGUUCGGCGCGGCGGCAGGAAUCCCCAUUAACCCCGCGAUUUGUAACCGUACAUUUGUCUCGACAGCUGAGAUUCGCGGGGCCGAACCGCGGCGAGCGAGACUCGCCGUGUCUACGCGUUUCUUCGUCUUAUUUCUCAAUGAUCCGCGAUCGAUCGGUAAAUGUCAGUUAUUGCGGCGGGCUUCGCCGGUAUUUCGACCGCGUGAGGAACUCGGGGUGUGCUCGCGCGUGUGCACGCGGUACGUGUCCACGGAGAUUCCCAUCAGCGGUGGACCGAAAAGGUUUCAAAUUUUCGGGGGAUUCUGGAAUAAUGGUUGUUCCUAUGCCGUUCCGUGAAUGAGCGGCGCGGUCGCGCUGUGUCAUUGAAACCCGGUUGCGGGUGUUCCUUUGUACGAUAUCGCGGUUAAAAUUCGUCUUGGAAUGUUGACCCCCGGUGGGACAGGCGCUGGCGCUUCGUAAGAGAACGCUGGCGUCCGUCUGGCCUAUGCCGCGACGCCCCCGUCUACGGGCGAGUCCACCGAAGCGGUCCCUCGACGAAUGUUCCGCAACACCCGAGACCGUCUCCCGGACCGGCCGAUUCUCAGCCAAAAUUCGCGCCGUCUCGAUUAAUUUUCCCGGAUCGUCGCGAGAUAUCUCUCGGAACGAUCCGUUCCUUCGCCAUCCCUGGUUGACGUACGCCCGUUCCACCUAGGAAUUAAUUCUCCGCGGAGUCCCCUCGACUUUUGUGGGAUACCUCGGACGGUUCGUAUCGUACGAACGGUCCUCGAACACCAGGGGCGAUUUUCUACCUGCGCGUCGGUGGCGCCUCCGGCGGAUAUUGUACGCGCCACGACUGCGGCCAUGUUUAAUAUAGCUGUGCCUUCGGCUGUUUAGCCUUUACACUUCAGUUGGUAGUAUGCCGCGGUCGGUGCAUCGUGUGGUCGAGUCCGAGGAGGAGUCGAGUGGUGUACGUUCAUGACGGAGGCCUCGUGCGACGACGACGACGACGUGGACGGAUUGUCCGCUGCCCUCCGUAUAAACUUGGUACCGAACCGCGAGGAAUUCGUAUCGCAUUGAGAUAGUUUUGAGUGUCGAGGGUCGCCCGUGUACGCGAUGAUAAAUUUCGACGCUCGGGGGUAUUAAUAUAAUACAUCGGUGUCGAUGAGCCGGGAGAAGGAAGGCUGUUAUAACAGGAUCAACGCACGGCAGAGAACGGUGAUGUAGGUAUGUACGCACCUAUAAAAGUUCGCAGAGAGCCACGGUGCGGAUAAUAAUCGUCAUCCUCGUCAUCUCGCAAUAGCGCUAACACCAGUGCUACCGACGCGAGUUUACCUUGGGUUUUUCUUCAGUCGAAAUAGAAACAGACACAGGCAUCUCUUUGUCGUACGUAUUUUACGUUACUCCCUCCGUCCCCUCCCAAGUACGUUCGUACGUAUAAAUAUCUAUUAAUACGCGUUGUUUUAACUCUGCUCUCUGUCUCUCCCUCCUCUGCCCCUGCCCCCCAACUCCUGCCGCUAUUUCUGCGGUGGGUUAACAACAACAACAACAACGACAACGACAACGAAAACAACAAUGAUAGCGAUAACAUUAAUAACGAAGUGAAACAUUGCGAAUUUGAACGAGAGAAAAUUAAUGAUGUGACAAGGUGAAGCGGCGGCGGCAGCAGCAGCAGCACCACCACCACCACCACACAGCACCAGCAACAACAAUCGGAAUAAAGAGCGUAACGUGAUUUGAUAUCUGAUAAAAUUAACAGAGAUUGAUAAAUAAUUUCGGGGUUAAAAAUCGCAAGUGACAAGUGAUAUUAUGCGAGUAUAAAAUGUUAAUUGGUAAUUCGAAGGUAGUAUCGAUAAUAAACAGUGCCCGGUACUGCGAUAACAUAAUCGGUAUCAGUGUGUUGUUAUGUGGGGCCAGAGCGGCGGUGGACAACAUCAGCUGGAGCAUACGAACGGUGCCAACGACUCGCGCAGCGGCAAGAAAAACGUCGUGGAGCUCGCAAUCUGUGCCGCCGCCACGCGCGUUGCUUUACGUUGCACAUGGCAAUAGUACGAAUUUUUCCAUAAAAUUAUCCGCCAUAUAUUCAUACCGUCCUCGAUCUUGUUCGGCAUUCUGUGGCAACGCUUACGGUUGCUACGGAAGAUACCCGGCCUUCGAAGACCUUCGGAGGACCUUCCGGUACUCGGUAGACGGAAAUCGAGCAAUCCUGAGCACCGAACCCGCGGUCGCUCGGUCUACAUCCGAGUCCACUUGAUACGACAGCGGCAGGGCUCGGGUAAAACGGAGAGAAAAGUAGAAAGAAAAGGGAAGAGAAGCGAAUACCGGAGAGAAGAGGAGGACGCGGAUCGGGACGGUUGACUCGGAGCAGGAGACCCACCCUCUCGACGCGUGCGAUCGUUCCGUUUGCUCGUCGUCAGCGUCGAUCGUACGUACGCGGUGCGAGACCCAAACGCCUCGAUCGUCUUCCAGCGUGUCGAUACGGUAAAACGAGGAUUAAUAUCGGUGAUUCUCCCGGCGCGUUAUCGUGCACAUCGGCGUUGAUUCGCUCACUUUCGGUAGCCCACCCGCGGAGUGCGCUUGAAGAUAUUCGGUCGAAUACGCCGAACCGUACCGGUGAGUUUCGCUAUCGCGUAGAAAACGUGAUUUCGUCGUUAUCGUCGAGUCGACACAGACUAUAUUUGUAUACGCCUAUAUAGUAAUAACAACAACAACAUAACACAACAACCCAACACCAACAACAACAACAACAACAACAACAACAACAACAACAACAAGCGCAAGGAUAACGAGAUAUAUUUUUGAGAACCGCGGUAAAAGUACUGGCCCCCAAAUGCACAACCGGCAAAUCUUGUUUCAUGUUCAUGUUCUGGAGCAAACGGACUCAGCUCACUAAACGUCUUCUCAAGGCCAAAGUUCGCGGAGAGCAUGAAACCGAGUGUGAAGCUCAAGAAAAUCAUAUUAUCCCGUACUCUAACUGUUAUUCGACUGAAUCGCAUCCCCCCGAUUCACCUUGCCGCUCAACUUCAGCCAGCAACGGUCACGCCGGUCAAUUCGCUCACAGUGGUGCGGCAUCGGCGUCAGCUUUGCCGAUAGGUUCUUCAAAUUCUGUGAUUGACGAGACUUGGAAUACCGACGAGUCUUCGGAAUUGCGGCAGCGUCGCUUUCAAGAAAAUCAGAGUAAUGUUCAAAACCCCGCUAAACGUUGUCGUCAAAUAUUCUGCAGCGACACUUCCGAGCGAGCUGCACCGGUGAAACAAGUACAGCGGCAGCACCGUAAUCAUAACCGCGACAACCGUCAAAAUGCCGUGCCGUCCGACGUAGGGGCGAACGGUUCCGACGACGUUAACAAUUUGGGCAAUCGUUUAGCUAGGUGUAAGGAACUGCUGAAAUCGUUGGAAGCUAAUCAGUUGGAGAUGUUGCUCACGGCGGUUGACAGUUACGGAGCUGAUCUUGGCGCCUGUGUCUUGGUGCCGAGACGACGCGCCGGUCGCGCAGCCGGAGAUGAAUCGUCAGCUACGACAUUGCCACCGUUUGAUGAUCGGGGAGAUGUUCGGGAGGAUCGAACGGAAGCGUCGACGCGGAUAUCGCCAACGACGACGACCGCGAGCGAAGCCCUCGGGGAAGAAGGCGGAUCCUCCCGACAUCAUUCGCACCAUCACCACCAUCGCUACCAUCACCACCAUCACCACCACCACCACCACCACCACCAUCAUCAUCACCAUCAUCAUCAGAGACGACAGCGGCAGCAGCAGCACAAUCGUAACAGCGACAGCCUCGAAUCCAUCGAUAAAGAUCUCCUUGAAACGGAGCGAAUCGAUUCGGAGAACAUCCCGCUCGACGAGAGAAUCGAUUCAACGAAGGCUGCUGCGGUCACGACUACCGCUGCGCCUAGGCUAUGUCGAGGAAAUCGACACAAGUCACGGACUUCCGGCAACGCGAUCGAACUACCGGUCGACCCCCACCUACUCUGCUGUCAGAUAUGGCGAUGGCCGGAUCUGAAAAAUACCGAAGAACUCAAGAGACUUCCGGUCUGUCAUUCCGCCAAGGAUCCCUUUUACAUUUGCUGCAAUCCCUAUCACUGGAGUCGGCUCUGCAAGCCCGAGUCGCCGCCACCACCGUACUGCCUCAUCGCCGAUAGGUUGAGACCGGAAGAUCGAGCUCCGAGCGAAGGGAACGCUUCACACCCGUACGACCACGCGAGAAACGAAAAUUCGUCGCCACUUCCUGGCUCCCUAACCACCAACGGCGAAGAUUCGUCGGGACAAAGGGAAUGGUGCACUCUGGCUUACUGGGAACUUGGGGGUAGAGUCGGUCGUCUUUAUCCCGUCGAACCGUCGACGGUGAACGUGUUCGACUCGCUUCUGGACGGAGACGGUCUCUGCCUGGCGACGCUCGCCGAAAAUCACUCCACCUCCCCGAUGAUUCAAAAGACACGCAGCAAAAUAGGACUCGGUCUGAUGCUGAGCGACGAAUCCGACGGUGUCUGGGCUUACAAUAGGUCUGAAAAUCCGAUUUUCGUAAAUUCGCCGACGCUCGACGAUCCCGAGUCUCGCACGCUUCUGGUCUACAGGGUGCCGCCUGGUUUCUGUCUUAACAUAUUCGACCGCGCGAAGACUCUGCAACUUCACCGCUCCUACGCCGCAUCUUCGUCGGGUUGUCCCACGGGUAACCCGGGCGGGUCCGCUAGCGGACCCGUUGACGUAAAUUCCGUCCGCAUAAGCUUCGCCAAAGGAUGGGGACCCAAGUACUCCCGGCAAGAGGUCACCUCCUGUCCGUGCUGGCUCGAGGUUUUGCUCGCCCCCUGCAGGUGAUCUCUCAUCAAACUUCGCCGAUUCUAUGUUUUGUUCGCGCCGCUGCGACAUUGUUUCGAAUUUGUAUUUUCCGCACCCGGCUAAGGGACGAGGAAGCCCAAGUUUUUGACCCGUGUCACAUCCCCGUAAGUCGACCUACCGUCCUACCUUGAUUAUCCUACGUUGAUCGCCAAUUUACUCCUACGUCGUGCCUCGGGAUCUCUACAUGGGGAAGCGAUAAAGCGACUCAUUGUCCGACUGCACUAUUCGACACUGUCGUACAAAUAUACUCGUCCCCCCCCCCCCCCCCCCCCCUCCCUGCCCCGCCGUUCGCGGUUUUUAAUCUAGACCUAAUUGCUUGUGACUGAUUAACCGGAACAUUUAUACGGAUUUUGCAGAUCUGUACUUUAUACCUUUGAGAAAUUUACGAUUAUCAUUUUUAUUGAAUAACUAUCAUCCCUCGCGGCAUUCGAGAAUUGCUUGGUCAUUUCAAAUCUUAUCGAUAUUAUCAUCGUGGUUUUUGUUACUAUUCUUCUUAUUAUUUUCCAUGUUAUCGCCGUUGUCGUGUUGUUGCUGUUGUUGUUGUUGUUGUUGAGAAUAUUGCUAUGGCAAGUCUUAUUUUUACAUAAUAAUAACUGUCAAUUAUUUCUGGUAAUAUUGUUUCCUACGUUUAAUCGUAUUCGUCUUUUACGACAAUUGCAAACGACUACAUUUUAUUCCGGCUGAAAAAUGCGCCAGUACUGUGAAUAGUUGCGAUCCAUUGGAAAACGAAAAAAGAAUAGUGGACGGCCUACCCUUGGAAUUCCUACUUCGACACUUGGCUAUAUGUCUGCGUAUCGUUGAAAACCUAUCAAUGAAAACCAAAUCGGAUUUAUACCGUCGGAUUUGUGCACGUCGUAUCGUUGAUUCUUCAUUUCACUACGAUUACUUCCAUCGUGUUGAAAGUGGAUGCUGUUGAAUUUCAAGAUGUCGGUGAUACCGGAUAAUGGUAAUAGAAAAAAAUCAUAAUGACGACAACAACAACUGCAACUACAUUUUCAGACAAUUAUGCAUAAGUUUAUCAUGCUAUUUGUUGUUCUAAUAAAUAUGUACAUCAUUUAAAUUUAGAGUCAUAAAAGCAAACAAAUGAAAAAUUUACCAUAUGUUUUAAACCAAAAAUCGCCGCAACUGUGUGUUUGGAGGGAAAAAAUUUUUCUCGACAACUCAUGUUGAUCACCGUAUCGUCAGCUUUGUUUUGAUUAUAUAAAAAUAAUUAGAAUAACUAGACAGUGAAAUGAUGAAACGUGAAAUGAAAUAUUUAACGAAAUUCGUUGUUAGCUAAAGGCCGUGAAUGACUUCUUUUUAGUUACGUAAUACGGUGUACAUCGGAUCGUUCGAUUGGGAAAAAUGACUGUCUCUAGAAAAUAAAUCGGCUUCGUCUGCCUGAAUGUGUCGGAUUGUAAGUAUCGUAAUAAUAAUCGGAGUUCGCGAAAAUACAGGUGAAGAUGAAAAAAAUACAUAAAUAUAUUCUUGGUAAUAGUCGAUCAAAAGUCGUUAAUUCAAUAAUUAUAAAUGUACAAUCAUGUAAAUAUAAUUUAAGAAAAUAUCGCGAGAAACACAAUACAAACCCACGCGUACACACGAAAUACCCACCUCUUUGUGCCUAUUUAAAAUGUAAAGACAAGAGACGACAGAAUUGUUGAAAAGAAAGAAAUUGAAAAAUUACAGAAACAGAGUCGAGAAAAUGAUGGAGAAGAGGAACAAUUGAAAAAAAAAAAAAAAAAAAAAAAAUAGAAAAGGAAAGAUCUAUGUCUAUAUGUAUACUACCUUUGAAAAUAUAUUAUACUGCAAUUUACCCAUAAUAUAGCUUAUAUUUGUUAUAUUGAAAUAUUAAAUUUGUGUACAUCAGAUAGUUAUUUAUAAAAGAGUAAAAUUUUUGAUAGAGGAAAACUCCAAAUGUAUGUAUUUCUAGACACUGUUAUUUAUCUUCACCGAACCAACUGGGAUGAAAAUAAGCAAAGAAACAAAUUAAAAGUCGGCGCUGUAUUAUACUGUAGCGUAUGGGUAUGUACUUACAUGCAUGUGCUGUCGAAAAUAGACGGUUUAACGGUCAAGUGCGAUGAGUGAAACCUUAUACGAUGCACAGCAGGGUUGUUAUAAUGUACAUAGCGAGAAAAAUUCCGAAGAACGACUGAAUACGGAAUAGUCGACGCAUAAACGAUAUUGACCGAUUGCUCUUGCGAACAUUAUUACAAUUUUUAUUCUAUUAGUGCCUCUUGUUGUUAUUAUUAUUAUUAUUAUUAUUAUUUUCUUCGAUAACGACAAAGUACCAUUUGCCGGUGACUCGAAGAUUGCAAGAAUCAGGACAACGAAGAGAAGCUAGUUUUUCAGCUAUAAGGAUCAUGUCUGUGAAACAUAGUGCCUUUUACAGCGUUCACUACUUAUUAAAUUAUAUAAUAUAACUACUAUACGGAAUGUCGAACGAUAAAUACACAUGUAUAUGUUCUGGGCCGAUAAAUCUGGCUUAAAUCGGACGAUGGGGUGACAAGGUUUUUUCGGACCUCUCCCUCCGCUCUUCAAACUCAGGGUUCUUUUUCAUUGAGAUUUUUCAAUAGCCCUCAAAACACCGCGAUCUUGACCUCGGUCACAUAAAGUGCGUACACCCACACACCCACGAGCGCGCGCCCGCGUGUUUAUUAUCUUUGUGUUAAUUCCAUUAACAGCGCACGUAUUUUAGCCAUUUCAAGUUAUCGAUGCUCUCAUUUUCAACCAUUUGUUUGUAAUAGCCAAACAUUUAAAACGUGUACUGGUAUAUGGCGAAAAGAAGUAAUAAAUGAACUGAUAGUAGUAAUAUUAUCAGUGAUAACAAUAACAAUAACAACAAUAACAACAACAACAACAACAACAAUAAUAAUAAUAAUAAUGGUCAUUAUGAUAUUGAUAGUAAUAUAACAGUAAUGAUAAAAUUAGUAAUAAAACCAAUAACCGUAAUAACAAUGAUAGGAAUAACGACAGUGACGACGAUCACGCUGACGACGAUAGUCAUAGCGAUGAUAAUAUACGAUGGGGAAGGUGUGAAAAAAUUGAGGACAGCUCACCGGUAAUUGAUAACCCCAACGACGAGCAAUAGGGUUGGCUGAUUGAUUUAGUUGCAGUGAUUUGUGGUAAACUCGUGUGUACAUUUGUAUUUGUAUUUGUAUUCGUUUUUUUGUAUUAUUACGUACUAGAGCAUACACUCGUAUGUGUGUGUUUCAUUAGGGAGAGCUUACAUACGCAAAUAUGGUAUACGUAGAAUACCUGAUUAUUCAUAUCGUUAUAGACAUGCGGUAACAAAAAUGAAUACCUCUCGAAACUUACGACCUCUACGUACCAAAAUGAUCGUCUACGGUAGUGAUUAGAAUUGAAGGUGUAACGAGGAAAUAGAAGAAAAGGAAUUCUUUUCCAAACAUGCAAUAAACGCGUUAUAGUCGCAAAUAAGUAAGCCUGACGUUUUAUAGAUUGUCGGACUUAUUGUGUUACCCUGCUUUAAUGGCUGUAUAAAUAAUAAAGGGCAAAAAAAAAAAAAAAAAAAAAAAUGACCAGCAAACACGCUGGCGUAA